GGAGGGAGAAGGAGGAGGGAAGAAGGGGACAGCCGGCCCCAAGCCUUGCUGCUGCCGGCUCCCGGCGGCGCCCGCUCCCCGCAGUGGGAACCGGCGCUGCGCGGCCGCCCCGCCGUGGGAACCGGCCCGGCGGUGGGAACCGACCCCGGCCCCGGACAAGCAUCCUGUGCUCCCCCAGCCCCACAGUGAGCAGCAGUGUGCACCACCCCAGUGCCAGACAGAGCUGGGAGAAAAAGGUACAAUGCAGUUCCUGGCCUGGCUCAAUUUUCUGCUUCUCCUUCCUUGUUUUGUUAUGACCAAAACCUGCUUCCCCGGCUGCCACUGUGAAGUGGAAACCUUUGGUCUCUUUGACAGCUUUAGCUUGACCAAGGUGGACUGCAGUGGAAUAGGCUCACAUAUUGUUCCUGUCCCAAUACCUCUGGAUACCUCUUAUUUGGAUCUAUCAUCAAACAAACUGGAAACAAUAAAUGAAUCAAUGCUUAUGGGCCCCGGAUACACCACCCUGGUGAGUCUUGACCUGAGCUACAACAAAAUUGCCAAGAUUUCCUCCACAACCUUCUCCAGGCUUCGGUACUUGGAGUCCUUAGAUCUGAGUCAUAACUCUCUGGAAGUCCUUCCGGAAGACUGUUUCUCCAGUUCUCCUCUAGGCGACAUAGAUUUGAGCAAUAACAAGCUCUUGGAUAUAGCUAUGGAUAUUUUUGCAUCAAAAGGUCAAGGAAAAUCCCUGAAUGUGGAUCUAUCUAAUAAUAUGCUCAGCACAAUUACAAGGCACCGUGAAAAGAGCAUCCCCAACAUCCAGAAUUUAAAUCUUUCUGGAAACAGGCUAACGUUUGUGCCAAACCUUCAAGGCAUUCCUCUCCGAUAUUUAAAUCUUGAUGGGAACCCUAUAGUUAAGAUUGAGAAAGGAGACUUCACAGGGCUGAAAGAUUUGAUUCAUUUAUCCCUCAGUGGCCUGCGUGGCUUUCGAGAGUUAUCUCCUCAUAGCUUCAAGGAACUCUCAGCCCUUCAAGUUCUGGAUUUAUCCAACAAUCCCAACUUGAGUUCACUGACUGCUGAAGUCAUCCUUGGUCUGAACUCCCUACAAGAGCUCAACCUCUCUGGGACAGGUGUGUCAUCCUUGCCAAAGACUGUGCUGAAAUAUCUGCCUUCCAUCAAAAGCAUCACCUUGGGGAAGAACAUACAGUGUCUUAAGACCAUCAGAGAAGGACAGUACCACCGACAAAUUGGGCUGACCAAAAAAGAAGUGCUCAGUUGCUAUGACAGCCAUGGGUCCGUAGUAGCAGCACCUUAUGUUUCAUGAUGAAAGCUGAGGAGAAGAAGGAGUGGGGCAGGGAGGGUGGGGGGCUAUGGGAUUUGUACAGGUGUCGGACUGAGAUGGCUUGCAGUGUGCCUUUUGUAAAACUGUCAAUAAUUUAUAUAUUUGUAUAUGCCAAUAGUUGAUUGUUUGUGGAUUUUAUAAACUCUCAAAUCUUGGCCCACGUUAUCUGCAGGCUCCAAACUUUACCUGGUGCAUUGUGGUCCUGCACUCGUCACGUUGGCCAAGAGCAGUGAUGCUGGACAUUGGGGGCCAAGCUGCUCUGCAAGUCCUAGGGCAGAACAAUCAGUCUAGGGCAAACCUUCAUGCCUCAGACAUUUGUAGGAGCAAAGCUACAUCUCUCCAAAGCACACGCCAAAAUGUACCAACUCUGUAGCUGCUUACUUACAAACCCACGCAUCAUCCUUUUAUUAAUUAUUACUCCCCAAAAUGUGCCUUCUGGAUGUUGCCCUCAUUAGCAGCACCCUGUUCUUUAUCAUGCACUUUCAGUCUUGAAGAAACAUUUCCAGACAAAGCUAAAUACAGAGUGCUCCUAAUAUGUUGGGGUUUACAUGUUAUUUGCAUAGGUGUGCAAUAAACACUAAGUCGAGAACUUUUCCCACAAAUUUCUUCCUGUUUUCCCAUCCAUAUCCUUUUCAUGUCUAAUUAAGUUAGGUCCAGCUUUGGCAACCUCCUGUCUUUCAAACCUCAGCAAGCCAUUGCUCAGAAAUUUUGUGCAGCAGAGGAAGGGAAGGAGAGGGGCCUGCCAACAGCCCUAUCUCAUCCAGGAACCAGCCUUUGAUGAAGGAGGUUGCAAAGGGAAAAGAUCAUGUAGCCUGACUUAGGGAAAAAAACAAAAAAAAGAAGAGAGAAAAAAUAUCCUUCCUCCCUUUCUGGGAAAGCUUAGAAGGAAACUUUGACAGGGAUUCUUGUCUUGACGACCUUAUCAAACCAAGAUGCAGACCUAGAGGAUAUGAGAGUAAGUUGUUUCCAUGCUGACAUUCCCCAUCUGAACACAACAUCUGCUACUCAUCUGGGCAUAUGUGAGGCAACUUCCAGCGCCAAAACGCUCUUGAGAAUGUGCCAGGGGAAGAAUUAGCACUGGUGUCAGUGACCGUGGAGCACUUUGCUUAUAAGAGAAAAGAUCUUGGAGGUUUUUUCCAGAGUUGUGGCUUUUCUUUCUCUCACAGAGCUACUUGGCUGACAACUGAAAUCUGAUAAAAAGCCUGGUCCUCAAAGGUUUGAUAAUUUUUUCCUCCACUGUUGAAAUGCUGGCAAAGAAAAGUGGAGUCCCUCUGGACCCUCUUCUCCUCCAGGCUAGGAGAGAGUGGGAGAAGGCAGUACAGCAUAACUAAAUGCCAUGCAUGAAGCCUUCAACUUGCUUAUAGGAGCAAUGGAGGUGUCUGCUGAGGUCUGGUGCACAUCUGGCAUGCUCUGUCCUGGGGCAUGGGAAGGGAUGCUGUGAAUGCGGUUCUGCUCGAACUGACCUGCAGUUUGAUCUGUAAACCCAGCCUUGCAUCAGUGUUUGAAACUGAUAUUGGGAGAUCUAUGUAAAGGUGAUACAGAUAUAAACCCAUCUCACAACUGUCCUUGGGAGUGUUGGAAGAAGCUCAUGCUUCAUCCUCACAUACCCAAUGGUCUUUGCAAAUGGAAACCCUGUUGCUCCAAGCAGCUGACUUCAGGGAUGGUUGAAACCCACUGGCUCCAUAAAAGUCGGAGUCAACACCUCACUUUGGAUACUGAAAUCUGUCUCCCACAUUUCCAUCUAUGUCCUUUUCAGUAAUUUGUUUAGAGACCUUAAGGUGGGAUUUUUACUCCUUCCUUCAGUGUUGGGGCUUUUGCCCCUCUACUGAGCCUUAGCAAUGCUCAACCAGCAUUCAUAGUCACAGAAAACAUGUUGAUUUUCUUAAAAAGGCAAUGGGACUGCUUAUUGGCAGAGAUCUGGAGGAAAACAGCAACCAACUGCAGUGCAAGAUGGGAGCAGUUUGUGAGGAAAGAAGUGGAGUUUUUUAGUUGAUCUUGCCUUUUUAAGAUAAUUCUUUUCUGCUGGCAGAAAAUGUAUUUUUUUAAAAAAAGAAAAUUGUUUAAUUUUUUAAGUCUGUACAUAGAAGAAACAUUAGGGGUAUCACCUACUGUCAAAGUUACUGUCUUUGCAGUGCUGUGGUAAAUUUAAAACAAUAUGACAAUCCAAUUGAAGACUGCAAGAUUUCCUUGUGUAAUCCUACGCUAGCUGCUAGCUAAACUAGUCUUAGCAAGAGCUGGCAAAUACUGUUGCUGUGCUAGUUUGGUUUUUUUAAAGAACCUCUGCGGCAUUGUAAGGCUUUGUGAUUACUCACAAUAUAAUAAAGUGGUUUGGAGGAGAAUAAACCCAGAUCCCCCAGGUUUAUUGCUUUAGUGCUGGGAGGGUGACAUCUGUUGCUAAGUCUGAAGUGCAACACAGCGUAUCUCCCUGCUUUGCUUACCCCCACCACUGUCACGGGUUUUGCAUCUCCAAAUUGGGCGCAGGAUUUGUCCCACUGUGUUUGGCUCACCGUGUUCUUCACCGGCAGAAAGGCUUGAGAGCUUCACUGGUUGACUUGAAGGAAAUUAGGAACACAUGGCAAUGAAGCAGCGCAAGAGUACGUCACAAAAAUUCCCUGCUCCAGGAUGUGCUCCAAAGGUUGUAAGAAAAAGUGGAAAUCUCUUCAUGGAUUCAGCCAAUCUGGGACAUGGUCUGCCAGUGUAGAAAGGCUGGAUUUGCAGCAUGGGUGAUGUGGGGAGAGGCCACACACAAGUCCAUGGAAGUGUUAAAAAACAUGUGGAUGUAGUGCUUAGGGACAUGGUUUAGUGGUGGACUUGGCAGUGUUGCAUUAAGGGGUGGACUCCAUGAUCUUAGAGGUCUUUUCCAAACUUAAGGAUUCUAUGAUUCUGUGAGUGUGGAAGGGAGCAAAGGGGUGCAGAAGCGAUGCCAUGGCAGAGGAAGCAGCAGGCUGCCAGACUGCAGAGCUUUCAGUAGUGAGAUACACAUGAUCCAGUCUCAGCACCGUUCUCUGAGGAGUGGGAGCUGCUGCAUGGAGGGCUAAGAGCAUGCAGAGCCAUUGCACAUAAAGAAUAAAUAGAAACCUCUCCAGGGGGGAAUUCCUGCUCUUAAAUAGCAAAUUUAAUUGAAGCACUUCUUGACACUGUGUAUAAAAGUGGUGCAAGCAGAGACUCACUGAGUAAACUGCCCCUGAUAGUUGCAGUGUUCCCGUUGCUUCCAAACGUGAAGGAAGAACUGCAUCUUCCAGCCAGGCAGGCAGAGCUGCAGGCUGCCUGGAAAAAGCUGUUAGCUCUUCAUCUGCUUCCCCAAACUGCGCUGUCCUCCAGGAUGACAUACAAGGUACAGUCAGACUAUAACCUGGGGAGUGAAGUCCCCAGAAGAGGCCAGAUGUUGCUCACAGAACUAUUAUGGACUGUAGGGAAAAGCCACCACCAGCCAUUAUAGAUGACAGCUGCUCUGGUGUUCGCCAUAAGGCUGUGACCAUUAGGCUACACCACCACACUCCUUUUGGAUGGAAUCCCUUCUGCCCUGGGGAGUGGGCUCAGUCAGAGCAGUGGAGAAUGUCUUCCUCUCCUGGGGAGGGACACUGUCCUGCAAUCCAUGGGUCUGAAGCUGUGUUCUCGACUUCCUUGUGAAUGCCACACGUAUAUGAUGCUCCUUGUCCCUCCCAGUACUCCUUUGGGGCCUUGCCUUGACAUCUUAUUUUGCUAGUGAUUUUUAUUCAUUAUUUAAUUAAUUACUCUAUUAAUUAUUUCAAUUAUUGUUAAUUAAAACAUUAUUUUAAUUAUUGUUAAUUAAAACAUUAUUUCA
Myiozetetes cayanensis is the source of this 5123-nucleotide messenger RNA. RefSeq names its product tsukushi, small leucine rich proteoglycan (gene TSKU). The transcript has 3 exons. NCBI's taxonomy places the organism in Eukaryota, Metazoa, Chordata, Aves, Passeriformes, Tyrannidae. Bases 242 to 1300 code for a protein of 352 amino acids. The record is from RefSeq and is a predicted model, not a curated record. Gene Ontology annotation, cellular component: extracellular matrix. Gene Ontology annotation, molecular function: protein binding.